Messenger RNA from Ceutorhynchus assimilis (cabbage seed weevil), 10897 nucleotides. NCBI's taxonomy places the organism in Eukaryota, Metazoa, Arthropoda, Insecta, Coleoptera, Curculionidae. The record is from the annotation of a GenBank genome assembly.
CGUUCACCGAGUAAUAUAGUAUUUUAGUUGUGUAUUAUUGUUAGUAUAAUUUCAUUAGCUGUUGAAGUUUAAGAUUCAUCGUUCGGUAUGUAUUAUAUAACUUUUGUUUUCAUUAAUUAUAUCUUAGUUUGAUAUAAGUGGUGAAAAUUUAUGAGGUCUGUGAAUAAAACUUACUCAAUAUUGUAACCUCUUUUGUUAAUGAAUCAAGAAGAGGCCCAUAAUAUGCUCGGUUUGCUCAGCAAAUAAUUAUUCGGGGUGGGUUGAUAGUUUAAUAAGUACAGAAUGGCAUGAGCACCACUGAAUUUAAAGAAAAAUAAACAAUUAAAUUACAUAAAAUAUGGGAGGGUGGAAAUUCAGAAACACACCUAAAAAAAAACAGCAAACGGUAAUUGAUAAUUAUUCUGAAAAGGAAAUAAAGAAGGCACAUAACUCAACCAAAUCCUGACAGGUUUGUUCCAGCGGGCUAUCAGAAACGUUGGCAGCAGCUUGUGACAUGCGCUAUGCCAAAUUUGUGUUCCAGCAAAGAAAAGUUAGUGACAAUUUGCAAAUGUCAGCUGUUUCAGCAGAUGUUUGAAACAUUUAUAACGUAUUGGCAACUUCACUAUCUAUGAAGGCCAUGUAUAGAAGGCGAUUUUGUUUUCCGGAUUUCUCUUGCAUUUGUCUUGCACUGAAAAUCAUGUCAGCUGUACCUUGGUUGCGUCUAAAGUCACACUGUGUCUCUGGGAGGUUCUGUUCGACAGUUGGGAUUGGACGAUUGGAUAAAGUUCUGGCAAAUAUCUUUUCCGCAACAACAAAAUGGAGAUAUUUAUCUGUAGUAUUCUCAUUGAGCCUUGUCUCCCUUUUUAAAAAUGACAACAAUGGAGGCUUCUCUAAAAUCGAUUUAAUCAUGAUGCGAGAAACUCCAGAAACUAACAAUUUGGAAAAUGACCCAUCUGUUCGAUUUGGAAAAAUUUUAGCUCAUCCACCUCCCGGUGAAGAAGUUAUUAUUUCAGGUAUAUCUGGAAACUUCCCACUCUCAGAUAAUAUGGACGAAUUUAAGUACAACCUUGACAACAAAAUCGAAAUGAUCACCAUAGGCGAUAAAGUCCAUCCUGAAAUUCCUCCAGGAGUAGGAAAAUUAAAGGAUCCUACCAGAUUCGAUACGGGAUUCUUUGAAGUCCAUAAGCGUCACGCUUUAACAUUAAGCGCAAUGAGCAAAAUAAUAAUGGAGAAGUGCGUUGAAGCCAUUUUCGACGCAGGCCUUCAUCCUUCCGACUUAGAAGGUACCAACACAGGAGUUUUCUUGGGGGUUUGUUUCUCUGAAAGCGAAUUCUAUUGGUACUUGGUGCAACAAGAAAAAGAUGCCAACACUAUUAUAGGAAACCACAGAUCAGUGUUCGCCCAUCGUGUCAGUCAUUUCCUCAAGCUUAAAGGGCCAUCGUUUUCUGUUGACACAGCUUGCAGUAGCGGCGCUUACGCAUUAGAAUCAGCAUUCAAAGCUAUAAGGAUGGGAGAGUGUGAUGCGACUCUCGUUAUUGGUGCCAACAUGAUAUUAGCUGGGGGUGCCACAUUACAAUUCGCUAGGUUAGGAGUUCUAAGUUCGGACGGACACUGCAGGCCUUUUGACGCAGCAGGCACCGGCUACGUUCGAUCAGAAGCCAUUGUGUCGGUUUUGCUUCAGAAAUCUAAAGACUGUAAAAGAAUCUAUGCAAAGUUGCUUCAUGCCAAAACCAAUUGUGAUGGAUACAAAGAAGAAGGUAUUACUUAUCCUAGUGGGGUGGCUCAAUACAAUUUGCUUAAGGAAAUGUAUUCGGAAAGUGGAGUUAAUCCUUUGGACAUGAGUUAUAUAGAAGCUCAUGGAACAGGCACAAUAGUAGGAGAUCCUGAAGAACUUAACAGUGUAGAUGCAUUUUUUUGCAAAGAAAGAAAAACCCCUCUUUUAGUGGGUUCUGUUAAAUCAAGUAUUGGACAUUCGGAACCUGUUUCUAUUUUAUGUUCUUUAGCUAAGGUGAUUCUGGCCUUUGAAACCGAUAUAAUAUCCCCGAAUAUCAACUACAAAUGCCCAAGAGAAACUAUUCCAGGCAUAACUCAGGGAAGGUUAGAAGUUGUGGUUGAAAACACACCUUUCAGAGAUAAAAAUGGUUUAGUUGGUGUGAGCAGUUUCGGAUUUGGUGGUGGUAAUGCCCAUGCAAUCCUUAAGCAAAACCCCAAAUUGAAAAUUCGUAAACGAGAUGAUGCAUUGCCGAGGUUGGUGUGUCUCAGUGGACGUACUGAAAAAGCUGUCAACGUACUUCUUGAAGAUGUUGCUCAGAAGUUUGAUGAUGAACAUAUCGGGCUAAUUCAUAAUAUUUUUAGAAAACCGAUUAAAAAUCAUACUUAUAGAGGUUACAUUAUUGUGUCCAGUAAAGGCCUUCACAAAAAAUCCAUAGCCGCCUUUAAUCCUUCUAAAUCAAAUCUUCAUAUAAGUUUUGGAGGUAUUUUUUGCCAACCUUCAAGUUUGUUAGAAAAUCUUCUGAGUUUGAACCUCUUCAACAACUUUAAAAUCAAAUUAAAAAACUUUUUUUCCAAGAAAAAGCUGGAUCUUGAUGCAAUAGUAUCCAAUUCAAACCACUCCAACUUUACGCUAUUCCUAGUCGACUUGCUCACACAAUUGACACUCACUGAAUUACUUAAACAACUUGAUAUUGACAAUUGCAUGUCAAUAUUUGAAGAGUCUUUUGGAAAGUUUUCCAGUGCUUACUAUCAAAAUUGGAUAAGUCUUGAGCAGUUUUUAGAGUGUACUUACGCUAUUGCCAAAGUUACUGAGAAAGUGGAAGUUUAUAAGAAAUCUAAAGGAUUCAGUGAGGAAGCGUUGAAGAAAUUUAAAUGCAAUAUUCUAGAGGAAUUAGAAAAAAACCUUCCAUCUCCGAAACUAGUUAAUGGGUUUCAUGGAUCUCAUGUCCAAACAGCUUGUCCUGAGUACUUUUUGGAAGCCAUUUUCUCUAGCCAAAUUAAGAAUAAUAAGAGAAGUCCAUCUAAAAACUGUUUAAUUCUGGAAAUAGGCCAAAGUAUAGCUUCUCAAGCAAAUCGCUGCCAAAUUUUAAAUUUAAGCAGCCAAACCGAUUUGGUUGGCCUCUUGGAAAUACUUGGACGCCUUUAUAUGCACGGUCUACAGCCGCAAGUGCAGAAGCUCUACAACAAAGUUGAGUUUCCUGUAAGCAGAGGCACUCCAAUGAUUUCAUCGAAAAUCAAAUGGAAACAUGAGGUGGAACAUUUUAUUCCAUCUUUUGACUGUAACUUAAGAAAAAGUGAAGUUAUGGUCUUUAAAAUUGGCCUUCAUGAAGAGGAAUGGGCCAGCCUUGAUGGACAUAUUAUAGAUGGUAGAAAUCUAUUUCCUGCAACCGGCUACCUCUAUUUAGCUUGGACAGUACUAACACAACUAUCAUCAAAAGAUCUUAGCAAUUUUAAGGUGGUUUUCGAGAAUUGCAGAUUUUUGAGAGCUUGUACAUUAUCCAAACCAUCAUCAGGUAAUUGCUUGGAGCUUCACGUGAUGAUACAAAGACAGAGUGGUAACUUUGAGAUUACCGAAGGAGAGGUACCUGUGGUUACUGGACGAAUUAGGAUGGAUGAUAACCAAGAUCAUAUUCUACCAUCUUCUAUAAUAAUGAAUAAUUUCAAGGAUAUUGAAGUGUUGAGUUCUAGAGAUAUUUAUAAGGAGCUUAGAUUGAGAGGAUACAACUACAAAGGCCUUUACAAAGGCAUUACAGCCUCAAACAAAUGGGCAACCCAAGGAAAAAUCAAAUGGGCAGAAAAUUGGAUAGCAUUCAUGGACAAUAUGCUUCAAAUGAAGAUUCUAGGAGAAGAUACUAGGCUACUCUUUGUCCCUACAAGUAUUGCCAAAUUAACCAUAAAUCCUGUUUUGCAUCUGGAAUACGUCGAAGCGUUAAGGCUAGCUAAUGAAGAGGAUGUACCUGUGGAGGUGAACUAUGAUAGUGAAAUUAUAUGUUCUGGCGGUAUACAAAUCCAAGGACUCCUGGCAUCUUCAAUACCUCGUAGAAAAAUCGUAGCAAUGCCAGUACUGGAAAAAUACCUAUUUAUACCAAAUAAGGCUAAUCUAGCCAAAACCGAGGCUAUAAGAGUUUUCAUGCAAAUUGCUCUAGAAAACAAUUGCGGACAUAAAGUUAAGGCUGUAGAGCUGUUAGAUGAGGCAACAGAAAAUGCAGCUCCAUUGGCUCCAAUAAUUGAAGAAGCUCUAGGAGACCAGCCUUUAAUUCAGAGUGAUAUUAUAAUAUUAAGUAAAGAAGAUUUGGAGUUGUCGGUCAAAGUUGAGGAUAAGAAGCUUCAGGAACAAAAUGAAUGUACUGUAGUAAUUGGAAGUAAACUCCUUAGUAGGAGUGGGAUCCUCCAAGAUGCCUUGAAAGCCACCAAAGAAGACGGUUACAUACUAACAAGGGAACGUCUUGCUGUGGACACUUCAGCCAUAAACGUUCCAAACCUUGAAGUUCUCCAUGUUUCAGUGACUCUAGAAGAAAAAUUAGUAUUCUUAAAAAAGAAAUCCGUAACCUCCAAAACAAAAGUUUUCAUCAAUGUCAGCCAAAAAACAAAAAAACAUGAAUGGUUGGAAAAAUUGAAAGAAGCAGUUAGGAAAGAUGUGGAUGUGGUGACUUGGUGUCAAGACGAACCUCUUAAUGGUGUUAUUGGCUUGGUGAACUGUAUCAGAAGGGAACCAGAAUGCAACAGUGUACGCAGCCUUUUCAUUGUAGAUAAAGCUCCAGCCUUUAAUCCGGAUCUACCCUUCUACAGAACACAGCUAGACAAAAAUCUGGCUGUAAAUGUUUAUCGUGACGGGUGUUGGGGAACUUACAGACAUCUAAUUUUAAAUGAUAUAGAGGAAGUCGAAAGUGAGCAUUGCUACGCAAACAGUACAGUACGCGGAGAUUUGUCCAGUAUUAAAUGGAUUGAGGGACCUUUGAGGAAGCAAAUGAAAAUCACUGCCAAAGAGGCAUUGGUUGAGAUCUUCUACUCCUCCCUAAAUUUCCGCGACAUUAUGACGGCUUCUGGAAGAAUUAAUGUAGACGUAAUCACCAAGGACAGGCGCGAGCAAGAGUGUGUCCAAGGCUUCGAAUUUUCUGGAAAAACUUUAUCUGGCAGAAGAGUGAUGGGUAUGCUGGCCCAAGGCACUCUGGCAACACUGGUCAAAGCCGACAACAGCCUUACAUGGGAAGUACCGCCGAAGUGGUCAUUGAAAAAAGCUGCAACAGUGCCAGUGGUUUAUGGAACUUGCCUUUAUGCGUUGGUGGUGGUAGGGAAAAUUCGCAAUUGCGAUUCGGUAUUGAUACACUCUGGCACUGGAGGGAUUGGGCAAGCUGCUAUAAAUUUGUGUUUAAACAUGGGCUGUACUGUAUUCACUACAGUAGGUACCGAGGAAAAGAGAAACUUUAUUAGGAGGCAGUAUCCACAAAUAAAUGGAAAUCACAUCGGAAACUCACGAGACUUGAGCUUUGAGCAAAUGAUUAAGAAAGAAACCAACGGUCGAGGAGUUGACAUCAUUUUAAACUCCUUAGCCGAAGAUAAGCUUUUAGCGUCAGUGAGAUGCUUGGCCAAAAAUGGAAGAUUUCUAGAAAUUGGAAAAUUCGAUUUAGCCAAUAACAAUGCAUUAGGUUUAGUGGCUUUUGAAACUGGCGGAAGCUAUCAUGGAGUUAUGCUGGAUAAACUUUUUAAUGAAACUGACACUGUAAAGUUAGAACUAAAAGAACUAGUGCAGAAAUAUAUUGAUUUAGGAGCUGUGAAGCCGUUAAAACCUACAGUUUUUGAGAAACACGAUGUCGAGCAUGCCUUUAGGUUUAUGACUACUGGAAGGCAUAUGGGAAAAGUUUUGGUAGAAAUCAGAAAAGAAGAAGCCGUGAAACAUGAGGAAAAGUUCAAAGGACUCGCACGGUACUUUUGUGAUUCUACUAAGACAUACGUUAUAUGUGGUGGAUUGGGAGGUUUCGGCUUGGAGCUAGCUGACUGGUUGGUACUUAGAGGUGCUAAAAAUUUGGUGUUGACAUCUAGAAAAGGCGUCACUACUGGAUAUCAGAAUUAUAGAAUAUCAUUAUGGAAGAGUUAUGGUUGUAACAUUAGAAUAUCCACCCAAGAUAUUACCAAAAACAUCGGUUGUGAAACUCUGAUAAGAGAAGCUAACUCCCUAGCACCGGUUGCUGCCGUUUUCAAUCUGGCUGUAGUACUUAGAGAUGCUUUAUUGAGCAACCAAACUGCAGAAGCUUUUGAAGAGUCGUUUGGCCCUAAAGCUUGCGCUACGGAUUAUUUGGAUCAAGCUACUAGAGCUAUGUGUCCAGAGCUAAGGAAUUUUGUCGUAUUCUCUUCGGUAUCUUGUGGAAGAGGUAAUGCGGGACAAACAAAUUAUGGCAUGUCAAAUUCUGUAAUGGAAAGGAUAUGCGAAGAAAGGCGUAAAAGUGGAUUUCCAGCUUUGGCUAUUCAAUGGGGAGCUAUUGGAGAUGUUGGUCUAGUAGCAGAAAUGCAAGAAGACCACAUGGAGCUAGAAAUAGGAGGCACCCUACAGCAAAGCAUAGCAAAUUGCCUCCAAGUAAUGGACAUUCUUUUGAGGCAAAAUGAAGCAGCUAUACUGUCCAGCAUGGUGGUGGCUGAGAAAAAAUCUUCCUCUUUGUCUGCAAGUAUUGUAGACGUUGUUUGCGAAAUUUUAGGAAUAAGAGAUGUUAAGUCUGUCAGUAUACAAUCGACGUUGGCCGAACUAGGAAUGGAUUCAAUGACUGGAGUUGAAGUGAAGCAGACUCUAGAGAGGGAGUUUAAUAUAUUUUUGUCUCCUACUGAAAUGAGAAGCAUAACCUUAGCACGAAUCCAAGAAUUUCAAGAAAAAGGCUGCAGCGUUUCAGAAUCUGACUCAGCAUCAAACGAUAUUGUUGACUGGGCUAAUAUUUUGAAGGAUCUCAUUAAAGUUGAACAACAGAAAUCGAGUAUUGUUAAGUUGAAGUCCCUGAACAGUCCCAAAGAUACUAAAGUAUUGCCAAAAAUUUUAGCUUUUCCUGGUAUUGAAGGAGUUUGCGAAAUAUUACAAAAUCUAACUGAGCAGCUUGAGGUUGAAGCUUUUGGUGUCAACUAUAUUAUCGAAACCCAACAGAACAGUAUUCCUAAAAUGGCUGAGGUAUUACUACCGGAAAUAAAACAAUUUCUCCAAACCCAUAAAUCCUUCCACAUAUUAGCCCACUCAGUAGGAUGCAAUAUAGCGCUAGAAGUUUUAAGUAAAUUGGAAAAAUUGGGCUAUUUAGGAUCGAUAAUUUUCAUUGAUGGCUCACCAGAAUUUUUGAAAAAACUAAUCAAUCUAACAACGGGCUCUGGUAGUAGUGAAGUGUUAGAAAACAUCGUGGUUGCCAACAUUUUAAAGAUGCAACUGAACGAUUUGGAUACGAAGAAAAUUAUGGAAAACAUUUGUAAAUGCUCUAGUUUAGACGAAAAACUCCGAUUAUUGGCAGCCAACUUCAAAUUUGACCAAAGACUUACUGAACCUUUCAUUAUUAACAUUACUAAAGCAGCAUUACAAAGAAUGAAUGCUUGCACAACAUAUAUUCCAUCAUGUGGUAAACUUAAAUCCAAAAUUCACUUGUAUAAACCUACAGCUGUAAGUGUGAGUUUCGACAAACAAGAUUAUGAUAUUCAGCAAUAUUUCGAGGAGGUUGUGGAGGUUAAGGUGUUUGAUGGGACGCAUACAACGAUACUAAAGAACAAGGAACUUGCUGAAGAUAUUAUGAAAAUUUUCAAUUAAAUUGGUUUUGUUCUUAAGUUAUUUAUUGUUAGGCAUAAAAGUAUAUUUUUAUUUUAUUUUUAUACCCUUUUCCAUCUUUUCUAAGUAUCGUGAUAUUUUAGGCAAUUAAUUCGGAUCUUAUCUUCCCUGUCCAUUUUUUCUCUGAAAUAUGUCUGUAUUGUUGUCUUUUUUUAUCAUUUAUGAUAUAAUUGGUAAAUGUUUUUGUUUGGAAUUAAAAAAAAAACCAUCAACAAUGUUACAAUUUACACACAUAUGACAUACGUAGGUAACUACUUAGUAUUUUGUGUUCAUUCGUUACAUACAGGGCUUUCAAAUCAUGUUCAUUCUCGCGUUUCUACCAUUUUUCAACUUUUUCAUGCAAUAAUUCAAAAAUUUGUCCUUAUGGAUCAAAAUGGAUUGAAGCGGCAUAGGUCUGAUCCUGUUUCGCCCAUCUUUUUUAGGUGGUAACCCAGAAAGCAGUGACCCGUAAGGAGACCUGUUAGCAGCCUUAGAUCCACUUUAAUAAUGUCAAUCAUAUCCUUCAGCUUUAUUGAUUGGGGAGAGAUGAAUUGUUUCGCCUUUGAAAUCCUGGAAACGUGUUCCAGCUGGAGGCUUAUAUUGAGCCUUUACCCAAUUCUGGACUCCCCCUAUCAUAUGGCUUUCCGUAUUGCCGGAGCAAAGUUCUUGUCCAAAGAAUGGUGUUGCAGCUCCUUGUUUUGCAAGUUGGUCCGCUACUUCAUUUCCCUCGACUCCUUGGUGCCCUGGGUUUCUAUGACAGAAUGGCCCAUCUAUAGCGAGACGCCAGUUGCUUUAUGAGUUGUUGGCAGUUCCAUACCAGUCUGGACUUAGUGACAGAGCUUCUAAAAGCUCUUGUCUGACUAUCGGAAUUGAUAUAGAUCUUCGCUUCUCGCAGGUCUCUUUCGAGACACUUUCCAGCGCAAAUUGCUAUUGCGAAUAUUUCCGCUCGAAAUAUGGUUGGGCUUUCUCCUAGGGUUGUUGAUAGUCUACAAAGUGGGCCGUUCACCCUUGUUCCAGUCCCUUGCCCUAUUCGAUCCCCCUAGGUACCUAUAUCAGGCAGAUGACCUGUUUGAGAAUACAGAUACGAUAUUUUCUCUCUUGUGGCCCUCAAUAGUCACUUUGAAGGAGUGUGAUAAUUAGGUAACUAGCAACAGAAGAAUUUGUCUAUGGGUACUGCAUAAAAUUCAAACAGGGUCGAAGUCAGUCGAAGAUGAAUCUUUUGUCUGUAUAGUUAACCCAACGGCAAGUUAAAUAAGAAUAAAGCUUACAUUCAUUAAAUUUCUACAUUAUAUACUGUCAAACUGCUGCCAGAAACUUAACAUGAGAAAUUAAAAUAAUUAUUCAGAAAUUAUAUACCUACUACAACUACGAGUGUGUCACUGAAUUUAUCCACUGCAGUUUAAGCAUAGAACAGGUAAACAGAAUGAAACAAUGAAAAAAAAAAUUAGAAUUCAAUACUCUGAGAUUUGACAAUACUGAUAAAAAAAAUGGUGAUUAAAAUACAAAUACGGUAAAUAUAUUAUUUUUUUUAUUGAUAACCUAUUUUACUUAUUUAAAGUACUCCUGAGCGUGUUUAAAUCCAACAUUCAAAAACGCGCAUUUUUCAAUAAAGUUACCAUGACAAUAUCAACAACCCAAGAAAGGUAAAGUCUAAAUGUCAACUUUUUAAUUAUUGAUUUGUCAGACAAUGAAAGGUAUACCAGAUGUCAUAUCACGAAUUUGGCAUUCUACCAACUAUUAGUAAUUUAUGAUUUGAACGUAUAAGUACCAAUAAAAAAAAAUAGUGUAAAGUAUUCGUGGAUAACUGCUCUUUAAAACACUUGCUCUAUCGCGCGUGUUUUAAAGACCUUAAUAUCCACUUAUACUUUAAUAUGCUAUUAAAGGUAAACUGGCAAAACAAAAACAGAUAGGUACAUACCUACAACCUGAGUUAAUCGAUGUGCAUUUUUAAGUCGAAGCAUAAAAUCUCAGUUGUUACUGUAGGGCUUCUUUAGGAGGUCUUGUCAAUCUUUGAGUGACAAAACCGGGUUUUGCUUUGCGGAGUCAUAGAAAUCGGAAGAGGAAGAUUGGAUUAUCAAUAAUCUUGGUACUCUGGUACUAGCGGACUCUAGAAUGAAUCCCUAUUUUGAGAAACUGGAACAUUUAAAAUCAUAACUAAAGGAAUAAUAGUCACAUUCUUUUUUCAGGACAAGGUUUACUAGGUUCAAAAGUCGAAAAUCUCAUCAUCAGUAUCUUACUGAUAAUGCUUGUCAACCUUAAAACUAAAAAUUUAGAGCACGAUGGCCAAAAGCAAAAAAGAAAGAAUUUGAUUUUUUCGUGGAAUUAGCAGGGUUAUUCUGAUAAAAAAAAAAUUGACAGCAGCGUCCUAGAGUGAAAACAGCCCAUGGGAUCUGUUUUCAGUAUAAUCUUGAAAUGAUUGGGUGCUAUGUGUCACAUGACAAGAAAUAUCAAAAUUUAAUUGGCUAUUGGAACUGUCAAAAACUGUCAAGUAAUAUGCUUGGUCUUCCCAUGGUCUUCCCUCUCUUAUCGGCUUACUAAAGUCACUCAAGCCAGCGUCAAAAUCAAUGAAAUGUGACUCACGUCACAAUUUGACACGUCACAAGGGCAACUUGAUACGGGUAAGCGCUUCCGGCACUACAGACCUAUCAAUUUAGACCUAAGCAGAGGAAGUUGUAGCACAGGUUGGGGCAUAAAGUUUGUUUUUUUUUUAAGAUAAUAGACCUAUCUAUUUUUACCUGGUAUGCGCGCGCAACACGAGGCAAUGCCUUUCUAUUGGCUAACUGGUACAGGUGAGAGGUGUUCGUUUUGCAUGCUGGGCAUCUCCUUGUCUUUCGCCUUCCUUUUUUAUGCCGUGCAAAUAAAAAGAACGGAUUGUUAUACGUAAGUCUAACAUAAUUUGGUACGUUUUGCCUCGUCUUGCGCAAUGAGCGUUCUGUGCCUUUUUUUAUCUAAUAAAGUUUUCGUAUUAUUACCUCUUUGUCUGGUAAAAUAGAUAGGUCUAUUCCCCAGGUCAAAAAUUUAGUAGCUAUGUUGGCAACACAAGCCUUUUCUACAUAAAAAAUUUGAAAGUUUGACAAUUUUACAUUGUAUUGCCAACAUAAUAUCAUUUUGACUUUUAUCUUUAAAAAAUAAAAACACUUUACUUUACAUUGGCUGUGGCAG